CUUCCGGUGUCAUGGCGGUAGCUGCGUGUGCUUUACCCAACAGUGAGAGCAGAAUAUUUGUUGAACCGCGUUUUAUUGCUUCGAUUUCCUGUGACCUGCUUAGGAAAGAAUCUGGGAGACCCUGGAGUCACAGAAUGAAUUCAGCUGAGCAUUCAUCAGGAUGAGGCCUUUUCUUUUUGGAGGCAGUGACCUUUGAGGAUGUGGCUGUGAACUUUAGCAGUGAGGAAUGGGCUUUGCUGAAUCCAUCCCAAAAGGAGCUCUACCGAGAUGUGAUGGGAGAAACCUUUAGGAACAUGGCUGCUUUAGGAAGCCCUGGUGACAACCAAGAAGUUGAAACAGAAUACAAAAGUUACUGGAAACAUCUAAGAAAUGAAGAUUUAGAGAAAUGCUAUCAACAUGUAUCUUGGAAUCAGUAUAAAGAAGUAUUACUUUGUACUCCAGAUGCUAAAAAGGAUGUGAAAGAAACAAACACACACAGUGAUGCUCAGAUCCAUAAAAGAAAUCACACUGGAGGGGAACCCUAUGUAUGUAAGCUGUGUGGGAAAGCUUUCAACACAGGCAAAUCUUGUCGAAUACAUGAAAGAACACACUCGGGGGAGAAACCCUAUAUAUGUAUGCAAUGUGGGAAAGCUUUUGGCAGCAACUCUCAUUGUCGAAGACAUGAAAGAACUCACACUGUGGGGGUACCUUAUGUAUGUAAGCAGUGUGGGAAAGCUUUCAGCAGGUUCAGUGAAUGUAAAACACAUGAAAAAAUUCACAAAGGGGAGAAAUACGUAUGUAAGCAGUGUGGGAAAGAUUUUGCUACACUUGGAUCUUAUCAGAAACAUGAAAGAAUUCACACUGGGGAGAAACCCUAUCUAUGUAAGCAGUGUGGGAAAGCUUUCAGUACACGCAAAUCUUGUCGAACCCAUGAAAGAACACACUCAGGGGAGAAACCGUAUAUAUGUAAGCAGUGUGGGAAAGCUUUCAGCAGAAACACUCAUUGUCGAAGACAUGAAAGAACUCACACUGGGGAGAAGCCCUAUGUAUGUAAGCAGUGUGGAAAAGCUUUCACCACACAGAGAUCCUGUCAACAACAUGAAAGAUUUCAUACUGGGGAGAUACCCUUUGUAUGUAAGCAAUGUGGGAAAGCAUUUACCAGACGUGGAAAUUGCCAACAACAUGAAAGAAUUCACUCUGGAGAGAAACCCUAUGUAUGUAAGCACUGUGGCAAAGACUUUACCACACGUGGAUCAUGUCAAAUACAUGAAAGAACUCACACUGGAGAGAAACCCUAUGUAUGUAAGCACUGUAAGAAAGGAUUCAUCACACGUGCAUAUUGUCAAAUGCAUGAAAGACUUCACACUGGGGAAAAACCUUAUGUAUGUAAGCAAUGUGGCAAAGCUUUUACCACUAACAACUCUUGUCAAAUACAUCAAAGAACACACACUGGGGAGAGACCAUAUAUAUGUAAGCAUUGUGGGAAAGCUUUUGGGACAAAACGUCAUCGUCAGUCACAUGAAAGAGUUCACACUGGGGAGAAACCCUAUAUAUGUAAGCAUUGUGGGAAAGCUUUUAGCACAAAGGGAUCUUGUCAAAUACAUGAAAGAAUUCACACUGGGGAGAAACCUUAUGUAUGUAAAAAAUGUGGGAAGGCUUUUACCACACAUGAAUAUUGUCAAAUACAUGAAAGGAUUCACACUGGGGAGAAACCCUAUGUAUGUAAGCAAUGUGGGAAAGCUUUUUCUGCUCACAACUCUUGUCAAGUACAUGAAAGAACACACACUGGAGAGAAACCAUAUAUAUGUAAGCAAUGUGGGAAAGCUUUUGGCACAAAACGUUAUUGUCAAACACAUGAAAGAAUUCACACUGGGGAGAAACCCUAUACAUGUCAGCAGUGUGGGAAAGCUUUUGGCACAAAACGUUAUUGUCAAAUACAUGAGAGAAUUCACACUGCGGAGAAACCCUAUAUAUGUAAGCAAUGUGGGAAAACUUUCACCACACAGGGGUCUUGUCGAAAACAUGAAAGAAUUCACAAUGGGGAGAAACCCUAUAUAAAUAAUCAGUGUCUGAAUGGUUUGAAUAGGUACAAUGAAUAUGAAAUACAUGAAAGAGCCCACACUUUUGUUUAUCCCAUGUAUGGAAGCAAUGUUGGAACUCUUUCAACAAGCACAGUGAAUGUAACAUACAUGAAGGAACUUACACAGUUAGAAAAUCUAUGUAUUUAAGGACCGUGGAAAACAUUUACCACAUGCAGGUCUUAUCAAAUAAUUAAAAGAUUUUACAAUGAAGGAAAAGUGCAUGUAUGUAGCCAGUGUGGGAAAACUUUCACCAGGUACAGAGAAUGUAAAAUAGAUGAGAGAUUUGCAUGGGGGAGAAACCCUAUGUAUGUAAACAGGGUGGGAAAGCUUUUAUCACAUGCAGAUUUUCUAAAAUAUAUGAAAGUAUUGACACUGAGGAGAAACCUCAUAUAUAGAAGCAAUGUUGCAAAGCUUUCACCAGGCACAGUGAAUGUAAAAUUUGUGAAGGCUCACACUCUGUAUUAAUCCUGUGCAUGUGAGUAGUGUGGGAAUAUUUUUAGCACACAUGAUGACUGUCACAUUUAUGAAACAGCUUACUGGGAAGAAAUCCUAUGUUGAUAAGCAGGGAAAGAUGCCGGUUCACACGCUUUGUGAAAUACAGGAAAGAAUCCUCCCUGGGUAGAAAGCUUGUAUAUGUAAUCUAUUUUGAAAACCCUGUGACAAUUUCUCCUGUAGUGGAGACCUGAGCAAAUAAUUCAUAGAAAAUGCAGCUGCCAAUUUUUCUUCACAAGUUUUCCAAAAUACAAAUCCCAGGUGGUACUAUCGUAAAGUACACACACUGAGUCAUUUUCAGUAAAUCACUUAUGCAUCAUAUCUAGAUUAUGCAUCUGUAGGGUUCAAAAUAGAAAUGGAUGGCAUAAUUUUGUAUAUUUGAGUGUCUGCUCAAUGCAUAUUGUCUAAUGAAACAUUGUGAACUAAAAUGUGCCUUUCACUUUGUACACUUAGUGUCUACAUAGUUAGUGUUGUGUGUUUAAAAUUGGGUUAUGUGCCCCACUAAAACUACUUAGUUUUUAUUGUUUUCUGUUAACUGUUGAGAUAUGGCCACUAUGGUUUAAAAUUUUGGUAUAUAAACUAUUUUCAAUGUAACAAAUUAUAUUUCUGAAUUUGAUGUUACCUUUUAUAUUAAGAUAUAUUUUUUAGAGGCUUGUGAACGUGUUUUUGACAAAGUUAGGGGUUGGCACACAAUUUGUAGAUUAGCAAAUGUUAUGUUUCUCUGGAGGAAACCUGCUUAUACCCUUACAUCAUUGUAUAUUAUAUCAUGUACAAAAUGUUGCAUGAUUUUCUUUCUUACCAAAGCCAAUAUAAUUCUUAAUAAUUUUUAUAUUCUUAUCAAAAUUUUACUUUUGAUAUUUUCAUUGCAAUUAAAUUAAUUUCAUGUUGUUUUCCACCACAUGUACCAUGUACCAACAAACAAAAAACCAUGCUGCUGUGAAUUUUUUACUCUGCCGAUCUGCAGAACCAAAACUUCUCUCCAGAAGCAUAUCAUGAAUUAUAGUGCUAUCUCCCAAAAGUGUAAAUGGUGAUAUGAUUUAUCAAUAACACAAUUUUGAAAAGAAUUCUUGUCAGCUGUGGAUGGGUUUUUGGCAGCAUGGUUGCUGUUGAAUAUACAAGUCAAAUGCCUUCUUUCUACUCCCUGAUGCUGUGAUGCCAUUCUAUCUUUGGCAAUCAUAGUUUUUACCCAAUUGCAAUGGCGUGAAGCAAAACCUAACUCAUGUGAAGUGUCAGUUGGAUAAAAAGGGAAUUUACUAAGCUAUAAUUCAGACUGUUUUUCUUUGACUAACUUUUGAGACAAUUUUCUGCAGUGCCAUUUCUCAUUGUUUAUAAUAAGGACCACUGCCUGAUGUUUGCAGUGUGUGCCAGUUCUCUACAAACACAUACACUGGGCCACGGUGUGUGUGUGUGUCUCAGGUGGUCUCUUUUGACUGUAUUUUUUUACUCUUUCUAACAUAGCUGUAAUUGCAAAGUACUGUUUAAAACUACUCACGAAUAUAAAAGCAGCACAAUUUGUGAUGGCAUUAUGUUGUUACAAGCCUAUAGUAUCAUGAAAACAUGUGAGCAUUCAUUAAGUAUUCCUAAUGCAGUGAGUAUAAUUUGCCAGUCUUAAUUAUGAUUAUACACGUAAAUUAUAUACAAGUUGUGUAAUAUCA
This is a messenger RNA of Cavia porcellus (domestic guinea pig), 4207 nucleotides long. RefSeq names its product zinc finger protein 709-like. Gene Ontology annotation, biological process: regulation of transcription by RNA polymerase II. The transcript has 5 exons. Lineage: Eukaryota; Metazoa; Chordata; Mammalia; Rodentia; Caviidae. The record is from RefSeq and is a predicted model, not a curated record. Gene Ontology annotation, cellular component: PcG protein complex; transcription regulator complex; chromatin. The coding region runs from base 273 to 2207 and encodes 644 amino acids. Gene Ontology annotation, molecular function: RNA polymerase II cis-regulatory region sequence-specific DNA binding; DNA-binding transcription factor activity, RNA polymerase II-specific.